UCUGACGUGACUUCACUGAAAAGCUUUGACUCUCUUACAGGCUGCGGGGAUAUUAUUGCAGACCAGGAGGACGAGGCAGGGCCCAGCUGUGACAAGCAUGCCCCCGGGCCGGGCCAGCCAGCUCCCCCCAAAAAGAACCCCGGCGUGGUGUCCUACCAAGGAGGCGGGGAGGAGAUGGCCAGCCCGGACGGGGUGGACGACACCUGCCUCCAGGAGUUCUGGGAUAUGCUCUCCCAGACGGAGGGCCAGGGCCAGGGCCAGGGCCAGGGGCCCCCGGAGGGCGCGGCCAAGGCGGCCGCCCUGCCGGAUGCCCAGGGGGUGCCCGAGGCCCCCCAGGACUCCGCCAAGGACGCGUCCUCGGUCAAGCGCAGGAGGCUCCACCGGAUUCCCAUCGAGCCCCACCCGAAGGAGGAGCCCAAGCACCCCGAGAAGGAGCCGCAGGAGGGCGUCCCCAACAGCGACGAGGGCUGCCUGUCCCGGCUGAAGCCCGUGUCUCCGGGCACCAUCACCUGCCCGCUGCGCACGCCGGGCAGUUUGCUGAAGGACUCCAAGAUCCCCAUCAGCAUCAAGCAUCUGGCAAACCUUCCGUCCAGCCACCCGGUUGCGCACCAGCAGCCCGCCAGGAGCGAGAUGCCCAGAACAAAAAUCCCGGUGUCCAAAGUGCUGGUCCGCAGGGUCAGCGGCCGGGGCCUGGCUGGGACCACCAUCAGGGCAGCCGCGUGCCACGACAGUGCCAAAAAAUUGUGAGGUCUCCCCGGCCAGGGUGGACGGGCCUCAGGUCAAGGAAUACAACGUUUCUCCCCGGAAACCACUGACGUUCGUGUUGCUUCCCCUCAAGAAAGUCUUGUAGGACCGCCCUUGCUCGGAGGCUGGGCCGGAAGUUUCUGUGCCCCGGGCAGGGUGUUCCAAGAGAAGGAUAUCGUCACUUGGGGUCCUUCUCUCAAGAUCAGUCCCUGAGAAUCAUCUCCAAGCACUUUUUUUUUUCUUUUUUUACCUUUUUACAAAUCUUUUUUCUUUUUUUUCUUUAACGCACUGAACACUUGGAAGUCACCUUUACUUGCCUUUGCAGAAAAUAGGACUUAACCAAACCUAAGAGUCACGCCAGGAUUUUGGGCUGAACCCAACGGCCUGCAGGAACCACUGAAGAACCAGAGAUGCUCUUCUCUUCCAGGAUACCCUUCCUUCCUUUCCUUUUUCUUUCCAGGAAAACAAAAAACCCUUUGCUAUAUCACUGUGUGGAAAACACCCGCAAAGCUGAAAGAGCCAGGUAUUCACCUGCUGAGCACGGGGAUCCUUGAUGGGCAGGAAGCCCCACUACGUUUAGUUGCUAGGUGUAUGAGUUAGGUAAAUACCCACCCCUCGGAAAAUAAGAGAGAGUGUUGGUUUGGUCGGUUGAGACCAUGUGUUUGGGGAGAGAUACAAAGCUCAGGGGAGCAGGGAGCUUUUACUUCCCCCACCCCCACCCAACCCAGUGCAGAAAUCGGGGUCAGGGAAAGAUUUGCCUAAAUGCCAACAGUUACAGCAUUUUAGUAUUUGUAAACUGAAACCGUCUCGCGUGAAGAUAAUGCCUAUUUUACACUUGAUCCAGCUGUUAACAGUUUAUUAUCUGUCAAUAGCCUGGAAUGUACAAUCUGGUCUUAUAGCUAGACAUGACGACUGCCCCUAAAAUAUUGAUGUUCUUUUAUGUGCUGUGAUGGGAAGCAAUUCUGGUUUUGUUUUAUAUAUGGGUUCUCUGGUUCUCAAAAAAAAAAAAAAAA
Molecule: messenger RNA, 1757 nt
Organism: Carlito syrichta (Philippine tarsier)
Lineage: Eukaryota; Metazoa; Chordata; Mammalia; Primates; Tarsiidae
Gene: AMER2
Product: APC membrane recruitment protein 2
Exons: 2
Biological process (GO): regulation of canonical Wnt signaling pathway
Cellular component (GO): plasma membrane
Molecular function (GO): beta-catenin binding; phosphatidylinositol-4,5-bisphosphate binding
Source: RefSeq, a predicted model, not a curated record